AUGUAUAAACCAAUAAAACAGCAUUUUCAGAUUAAUAUGCCACUAUUUACAAAGUUCGUUGAGCCAGGCCGCCUAUGUUUGAUCACAUAUGGCCCAGAAGCUGGAAAGCUUUGCUUUGUCGUCGAUAUUGUGAAUGCUUCCAGAAUUUUGGUUGAUGGUGGAAACGUCACCGGCGUUGAGAGACAGCAAAUUCCAAAGACAUGGCUCAAGUUGACCGAUGUCAAGAUUGAUCUUCAGAGAGGCUCAAAAACCGGCACCUUACAUAAGGCUGCCACUGCACAAGAUGCUCUUGGCCUUUUCCAGAAGACAGCUUUGGGCAAGAAGUUGCAUUUAGCCGAGAAGAAGAAGAGUCUCACUGACUUUGAGCGCUUCAAGUUGUCCUUUGCCAAGAAGGAAAGGAGAGCACUAGUCAAGGCCUAA
This is a messenger RNA of Theileria equi strain WA, 420 nucleotides long. RefSeq names its product 60S ribosomal protein L14, putative. The coding region runs from base 1 to 420 and encodes 139 amino acids. Gene Ontology annotation, biological process: ribosomal large subunit biogenesis; translation. Lineage: Eukaryota; Apicomplexa; Aconoidasida; Piroplasmida; Theileriidae. Gene Ontology annotation, cellular component: ribosome; cytosolic large ribosomal subunit. The record is from RefSeq and is a predicted model, not a curated record. Gene Ontology annotation, molecular function: structural constituent of ribosome; RNA binding. The transcript has 2 exons.